AUGGUAUUAGCAGAUGAAGUGGGUUCUAAGAUUCAUGCAACUGUUGAUGGAGAUUCGGUGGAGCAAUUUAAUUCAGAAUUGACGGAAGGCCGUACUAUAUUCUUAAGCAACUUCACGUUCAAAGAUUACACUACUGCAUAUAGGACAAAUGUCAUAGGGCAGGUUGUUAGUCUAGAAACUUCUGACGUUAUCGCUCAAGGAAAACCUAUAAGAAAGUUGGACGUUGUUCUACGUAAUGCCAGUGAUAAUCGCUUGACUUGUACGCUGUGGGGAAAUUUCGGAAAGAAAGUAAUCGACUACGUGACGAAAAAUAUUGCGUCUGUGAUCGUGUGUGUUGUUAGAUUUGCUUCAGUAACAGAAUGGAAAGGAGUUUACAGUAUUUCAAACUCUUUCAACGCAACACAGAUAUUUCUCGAUCCACAUUCUAAACAAAUUGAAGAUUUUCGAGCCUUAUUGCCAACCAAUACAUUUGUGAUAUCCAAUGAACAUAAGGUGCAAUCAUCAUCCACUAAGUCUGUUUCAUGGAAAGAUGAAUUCUUUGAUAGAAAUGAAAGAAAGACAAUUCAGGGUAUUGUUUAUGCCGAUACGGAAAUGAAAUGUGUUACUGCUGCGACAGUUGUUCGAGUUGAAUAUAAUCCUAUAUGGCAUUAUAUUGCAUGCAGAACUUGCGAUAAAACAGUUCAUCCAAUAGAAUCUGAUUCUACCGAUGACGAUUCUUUGCUAUUUGAUUGUAGAGAAUGUGGCGAGGCUGUCUCAGAUGUUAUAGCCAGGUAUAAGUUAGUGUUGAUUGUUUCCGACAAGUCUGGCGAAGAGAUAAGAUUCUUACUGUUUGAUAAAAUCGCUAGCGCAUUUCUCCGUGUUCAAGCACAUACUUUAGCUGAGGAGGUUGCUGAGGACGGAACUUUGGUGCUUCCACGAGCUCUUUCUGAUUUGGUUGGGAAGAAGCUCCUUAUCAAAAUCGGAAUAGGAACGGAGAAUCUGACUAACAGACGUCAAACUUAUAAAGUUGAGAUCGUUGUCGAUGAUGCAGAUAUGUUGAAUAAGUUUGAAAAUCAUGGAAUUCGAUCCCUCGAACAUGAUUUAGAACUUAGGGAUGUUGGUAAUUCGAGGAAGCUGAGAGCAGAUAUCGUGGAGCUUCUGAAGAAGAUGUUAGAUGAUCAUAAUCCUCAUGUUAAAGCCUUAAGAACUGCACGCGAACGAUUUGUUGGGAAUCAAAAUUCUAAAGGUUUUAAGUUGGUUCUUGCAAGUGGCCGAACUACUGAUGGUCGAACGCAUAACUUACCUACUGAGAACGAUGUGGCGGCUUUGAUACCUGGUGAUUUCAAUAUGUUAACAGAAAAAAGAGACAUCGUUAUUCAAAGCAAGUCUGGAGGUUUAUACCGUAUAAGUGAGUUGCAUCCGGCUUAUUUACUUUUGCAGUAUCCGUUAUUGUUUCCGUAUGGUGAAGAUGGUUUUAGAUUACGUAUUGAUAUUGGCUAUGUUGAUACAUCUGGAAGGAAACGCACAACCGUGACAAUGCGCGAGUUUUUCGCAUUUCGCAUUCAAGACAGGCAUGGAGAAUCCCCAAUCAUUAUGAUGUCUGGGAGAUUGUAUCAGCAGUUUCUGGUUGACGCAUAUACGAUGGUGCUUAUACCUGCUUCAUUCACGGGAAGUAAGAGAUUCAUGAGGAAACAUUAUCUAGACGCGAUGGCAACAUGCAAGUACUACGGAUACCCGGAUUUUUUCAUAACAAUUACUUGCAAUCCAAAAUGGCCUGAGAUAACGAGGUUUUUGGAAAAACAUGAUCUAAAGAUCGAGGAUCGACCAGAUAUUUGUUGCAGGAUUUUUAAAAUGAAGCUCGAUAAUUUAGUGAAUUAUCUAACGAAAGACCACGUUAUGGGCCACAUUAACUCAGCGAUGUAUACCAUUGAAUUCCAAAACAGAGGAUUGCCACAUGCCCACAUGGUUGUUUUCUUGAAACCCGAAUCCAAACUACCAACAGGCGAGGACAUAGAUAGAUUUAUAUCAGCAGAGAUACCGGACAAGGACUUGGAUCCAAUUUUGUACGAAAUUGUUGGAGACUUGAUGAUACAUGGACCAUGCGGUGAUGACAAUCCAAAAAAUGUUUGUAUGCAUGAGAAAAGGUGUACAAAAUUCUUUCCUAAGCCUACUGGAUCAGUUACUAAAAUCGAUGAUGCUGGCUUCCCCAUCUAUAGACGUCGUAUGGAUCAAAGAACCAUUCUGAAGAGGGGUGUUUUGUGUGAUAACCGAUAUGUUGUCCCAUAUAAUCCAGAUCUCUUAAAGCGUUUUCGGGCACAUGUUAACGUUGAGUGGUGCAACCAAACCAGGUCUAUAAAGUACCUAUUCAAAUAUAUAAACAAGGGUCCAGAUUACAUUAGAGCAGCAAUCGAGGAUGAAGACGGUAACCCCGUUAUAUCCCAAGAUGAGGUUGAGCAACAUUACAAUUGCAGAUACAUUUCACCGUAUGAAUCUUCAUGGAGGCUUCUAAAGAUUCCUACACAGUACCGAACCACGGCAGUAAUGCAACUUUCGUUUCAUUUGCCUCGUAAACAAAUGUGUAUAUAUCACGAAAGAGAGAGCGUUGACCAAGUCUUAAACAACGCAUCGGUAGGUCAGUCACAAUUUCUAGCGUGGAUGGAGGCAAACAAGGAACAUGCCUUGGCAAAGGAGCUAACAUAUGCUGAUUUCCCAACAAAAUUCGUCUGGGUCUCAAAGCAGCGGCAAUGGAGAAUACGAAAACAAGGUUUUGCCAUAUGCAGACUGGUGUAUGUCUCACCUUCCGCUGAAGACGCAUAUCAUUUGAGGAUUCUUCUCAAUAUAGUCAAGGGCCCUGAGAGUUUUGAUGACUUAAAAAAGGUUAAUGGUGUUAUAUACUCUUCUUUCCGAAAAGCAUGCUUUGCGCUUGGUUUGUUAGACGAUGAAAAAGAAUACAUCGAAGGAAUUAAAGAGGCCAGUUUUUGGGGAACUGGAAAGUUUCUUCGUAAACUUUUUGCUAUAAUGCUUCUUUCGAGUAGUGUAGCAGUUCCGAUCAACGUCUGGAAUGCUACUUGGAAAAUAUUAACUGAGGAUUUAUUAUAUCAGAAAAGGCGUGAAGAGAAUGACCCAGGUUUGGUGUUGACUGAAGCCCAAUAUAAGAAUCUUGGUUUGUCAGAUAUAGAGAAGUAUAUGCGCAGAAACGGUCAUUCAUUAUCCGACUAUAAAGGAGAGAUGCCAGUCCCUGAUGAUAUUGGAAAGUAUAAGAAAUCAAAUCAUCUAAUCCGGGAUGAGAAAUCAUACGAUCGUGCAAAACUUGCAAACAAUCAUGUCAAGUUGUUUUCAACAAUAACCAAUGAACAGAAGGAUAUCUACAAUGAGAUAAUGGAUGCAGUUACAAGAGGUAUCGGUGGAAUGUUUUUUGUUUAUGGAUAUGGUGGGACAGGUAAAACGUACCUAUGGAGGCUUUUAGGCGCUGCUCUUCGUUCUCAAGGAAAAAUAGUUCUCAAUGUUGCAUCAAGUGGCACUGCAGCAUUGUUAUUAGAGGGAGGAAGAACAGCGCAUUCUCGGUUUGGAAUACCCAUAGUUGUGAACGAGUAUACAUUCUGUAAUGUGAGUUCUGGAUCACACCAAGCAGAGCUGAUUGAAGCAGCCGAUCUUAUUAUAUGGGAUCAGGCUCCGAUGAUGAGCAAGCAUUGUUUUGAGACAUUGGAUCGGACUAUGCGUGAUAUACUAAAGUGUGAUAAGGUCUUUGGUGGAAAGGUCGUUGUUUUGGGUGGUGACUUUCGACAAAUACUCCCUGUUAUUGUCGGAGGCAAUAGCUCAGAGACUAUAUUGGCAACUGUGAAUUCUUCUCAUAUUUGGUCUGAUUGCAAAGUUCUGCAGCUAAAGACAAAUAUGAGACUGCUUCGUGGCGAUAAUGAUUUUAAUAAUCAAGAAAUUGAAGAAUUCGCCAAGUGGAUCUUGGAUAUUGGUGAUGGAAAACUAAAUAUUCAUGAUACCAUAGAAGAUGAAUUAGAAAUUCCAGCGGAUUUGCUGAUAAGUGGAGAAGGUGAUCCUGUUAAGAGAAUAGUCUCGGAGAUUUAUGGUCAAUCUUACACAACCACUCGUGAGGAACAUGAAUACCUUAGUGCUGAUAGCAUUGAUACUUCAGACACAAGCAAAAUAGACGAAGUCGUCUAUACACAGGAGUAUCUUAAUAGUAUAAAGGUAUCAGGGCUGCCAAAUCAUUCUCUCAAGUUAAAGAUAGGAGCUCCAAUAAUGUUGCUUAGAAAUAUUGAUCCUAAGGGUGGUUUGUGUAAUGGUACGAGGUUGCUUAUUACUUGGUUAGCUAGGCAUGUAAUCGAGGCAAGCUAUAUAACCGGGAAGAAAAUAGGAAAAAAGGUUAUCAUACCUAGAAUGUUUGUGUCACCACCAGAAGCAAGGUUUCCUUUUAGAAUGCGCCGGAGGCAGUUUCCUAUUACCAUAGCUUUUGCUAUGACUAUAAACAAAAGUCAGGGUCAGACUCUACAAAAGGUGGGAUUAUAUUUGCCAAAACCAGUGUUCUCGCAUGGUCAACUUUAUGUCGGCGUGUCUAGAGUUACAUCACGCCAAGGGUUGAAGAUUCUUAUUACAGAUAAGAAUGGCAAAGCACAAAAGAAGACAAUGAAUGUUGUUUACAAAGACGUGUUUGAAAACAUUUAUAGAAAUUUGCGGUUGGUUUGA
Eutrema salsugineum is the source of this 4677-nucleotide messenger RNA. RefSeq lists its product as uncharacterized. Gene Ontology annotation, biological process: telomere maintenance; DNA repair. NCBI's taxonomy places the organism in Eukaryota, Viridiplantae, Streptophyta, Magnoliopsida, Brassicales, Brassicaceae. The transcript has 15 exons. The record is from RefSeq and is a predicted model, not a curated record. The coding region runs from base 1 to 4677 and encodes 1558 amino acids. Gene Ontology annotation, molecular function: DNA helicase activity.